AUGGUGUUGCUUCUCCCCUGGCUCUUCAUUAUUCUAUGGUUAGAAAAUGUCCAAGCUCAACUUGAAGAUGAAGGCAACUUCUACUCUGAAAAUGUCAGUCGGAUUCUUGACAACUUGCUGGAAGGCUAUGACAACCGACUACGGCCAGGAUUUGGAGGUGCUGUAACAGAAGUCAAAACAGACAUCUAUGUGACCAGCUUUGGGCCUGUGUCAGAUGUGGAGAUGGAGUAUACAAUGGAUGUUUUCUUCCGCCAGACUUGGACUGAUGAGAGGCUGAAGUUUAAAGGCCCUGCUGAGAUUCUGAGCUUAAAUAACUUGAUGGUCAGUAAGAUCUGGACUCCUGACACUUUUUUCCGGAAUGGGAAAAAGUCAAUUGCUCACAACAUGACCACCCCUAACAAGCUCUUCCGAUUAAUGCAGAAUGGAACAAUCCUGUACACUAUGAGGCUUACCAUCAACGCAGAUUGUCCUAUGAGACUGGUUAACUUUCCUAUGGAUGGGCACGCUUGUCCACUCAAGUUUGGGAGCUAUGCUUACCCUAAAAGUGAAAUCAUAUAUACAUGGAAAAAAGGACCACUUUACUCGGUAGAAGUCCCAGAAGAAUCUUCCAGCCUCCUCCAGUAUGAUCUAAUUGGGCAAACAGUUUCUAGUGAGACUAUUAAAUCUAACACUGGUGAAUAUGUAAUAAUGACAGUUUAUUUCCACUUACAAAGGAAGAUGGGCUAUUUCAUGAUACAGAUAUACACUCCGUGCAUCAUGACAGUCAUUCUUUCUCAAGUGUCUUUUUGGAUUAACAAGGAGUCAGUCCCAGCAAGAACCGUCUUUGGAAUCACCACUGUUUUAACCAUGACCACGUUAAGCAUCAGUGCUCGGCACUCUCUACCCAAAGUGUCCUAUGCAACCGCCAUGGAUUGGUUCAUUGCUGUGUGCUUUGCUUUUGUCUUUUCUGCUCUCAUUGAAUUUGCAGCUGUCAACUACUUCACCAAUCUCCAGUCACAGAAGGCUGAAAGGCAGGCACAAAAGGCAGCCACGCCCCCUGUGGCAAAGCCAAAAGCAACUGAAUCCCCGGAAGCUGAGAUUGUUGUGCAUUCUGACUCCAAGUACUAUCUGAAGAAGAGAAUCAGCUCUCUGACUUUGCCCAUUGUUCCGUCUUCUGAGGCCAGCAAAGUUCUCAGUAGAACGCCCAUCUUACAAUCAACGCCUGUCUCUCCCCCAUUGCUCUUACCAGCCCCUGGGGGCACCAGCAAAAUAGAUCAGUAUUCUCGAAUUCUCUUCCCUGUAGCAUUUGCAGGAUUCAACCUUGUGUACUGGAUAGUUUACCUUUCCAAAGAUACAAUGGAAGUGAGCAGUACUGUUGAGUAA
This is a messenger RNA of Apodemus sylvaticus (European woodmouse), 1362 nucleotides long. RefSeq names its product gamma-aminobutyric acid type A receptor subunit alpha6 (gene Gabra6). NCBI's taxonomy places the organism in Eukaryota, Metazoa, Chordata, Mammalia, Rodentia, Muridae. Gene Ontology annotation, cellular component: GABA-A receptor complex; synapse; postsynapse. The transcript is spliced from 9 exons. The record is from RefSeq and is a predicted model, not a curated record. Gene Ontology annotation, biological process: signal transduction; monoatomic ion transmembrane transport; nervous system process. The coding region runs from base 1 to 1362 and encodes 453 amino acids. Gene Ontology annotation, molecular function: transmitter-gated monoatomic ion channel activity involved in regulation of postsynaptic membrane potential; benzodiazepine receptor activity; inhibitory extracellular ligand-gated monoatomic ion channel activity.